Messenger RNA from Athalia rosae (coleseed sawfly), 2219 nucleotides. Its product is annotated as glycosylated lysosomal membrane protein B-like. The record is from RefSeq and is a predicted model, not a curated record. The coding region runs from base 72 to 1325 and encodes 417 amino acids. Lineage: Eukaryota; Metazoa; Arthropoda; Insecta; Hymenoptera; Athaliidae. The transcript has 6 exons. Gene Ontology annotation, cellular component: lysosome.
UGUCAGCUGACAGCUCAUAGUCCAGAUGUAAACAAUUUUCUCAGUUCUGUCUGUACGUACAAUGACCGUCCAUGUCAACGAAAAUGAACAAUUAUAAUUUUACUCGAGUACUUUUUAUCAUUCUUGGAAUUAAAUUGGCCCACUGUGUAAAUAGAACGAUUCAUACUGCAUUGAAUCCGGGCUGUGGUUCCAUAUGCGUAGAAAAGAAUCUUACCACGGCUUAUAUAUUUUGUGAAGGCCCCAAUGAUACCUUACAUUACAUCUGGGACUUUACUGGCAAACCAUCCGUCCUCUUUGCUGUAACCUCACCAACAGCCCAGCUACAAAUCGACUGGGAAAUGUUUCUUUGGGGCAAAGAGAGUUCUGUCAAGUUCUCUGAGCCUGCAAAAUAUUCGUUUGGACUAGUUGUCGACAAGAUCUAUGAGUUCAAUGACCUUGAUGACACAGGUCUCAUCAAUACUGUAAAUCAUGAGAACAUCAAUGUUCUGCAUACGAAACGAUUUAGAUGGGAUCUCAAAUCUCACGCCCAAAAUGAUAAGUACUAUGAACUCAGUAUGGAAGGUACAAAUUAUAAAUCUGGGAAUAUAACGAGGAGCGGUAGUAUUAAAUUUCUGCUGAAUAGAUUCUGGACACUUGAUCAUUCGGAUAUAUUGCCACAUAUACUACAUUCUGAAAAUGCAACGCAGAUUGAUGUCAUCAUAGAAAACUUCCAAACCAACUCAUCAUUUGAAAAUAGUCGAUUUGCUGUAGAAUUACUAAUCAUAGGUGAUCACAGUGUCAACUCCAGUAUGAAUAUUAAUGUAAAGCAAACCCUGGAUGACGAACAUACGCCUGGCAUAUUUGAGAUGGUGGAAAUCAGAAUGCCACUUCGGAGUGUGCUUGGUGACUGCGAUACAUGCAAUAAUCAAAUGGAAGGAGGAUAUUUACAAUGGAGACCUGUUUCGUAUACAGCUGCUGAUCGUGAUGUUACGAGUUCCACGAAAGCGCAAUACUAUGCUCUAGUACAUGUCGAUAAUCAUGUCCAGAGUGCAAAUAAUUCAUUGUUGUACUCGUUUUAUGGAUACACCGUUGAUAAAAUACUUCUCGAAAAAAUCAACAUAUCUCUUGGCAGUAAGGGCGACGGGUUUUAUAAAAAGGGAAAUUAUUCUAGUUGGACUUUCACGAUGGGCUAUGGAACUGCUCCUGACGAACAGUUUUCAUUCCUGGUAAUAAUGAUCAUUUCAAUUGGAUUGGGUCUUCCGGCAAUCAUCGUCGUCGCUGCUGGAUUGUACAUGUGCGCACGCAGACGUCAUAAGAAAAAAGAUUCGUUGUCAUUAAACAGUUAGGCUUUAUUUUAUUCGUAUGUAAUUAUUUUUCAUGUAAUUUCAUUACCUGUUGGUCAUCCUUAAGUAACGAGAUUUCAGAUAUUACAGGUACAUUACGUGUUCAACAAACUUUGGAUACGUAUUUUGAAACAUUACUGUGAUUUUUUUUAAGGUAGUUCUAAUUCAUUGUGAAUUUGUUUCAAUUUCUUCAAUUUAUGGAUGCGACAUGACUGUUCGAAUAUACUCGUGACCAUUCACAUUUGUCUUUCACCUUGGUAUGAAGAAAACAAAAAAAAAACUGCGUAACUGAAAAUUGAUCUUGUGGCCCUGGUAUCCAAUCGCAAAAAUAGUCCCUGGUGAUUUUGGGGCGUAUGGGAUUAAAAUUAUACUCCUUCUUUCGUUAAAGUUCACUCUAUUCAUAUUUAUCUAAAAUUGGUAAGAUUACUCUGCAGUAAAUGAAGUGUUUUUUUUCCACAGUUUUAGAGACAAAUCGAUACUCAUGUAUUGUAGAUUAGCAUCAUGUAGUCAAAUUCCAGAGUUGCUAUGGAUCCGAAAUGCGGAUGCAAAUGGUAUAUUUUUGUAGUGGUUUUUUAUUGCAAAACAAUAAGAUUUGAUUAUGUUCUGGAAAAUCGAUUUCAUUGUGAUGGACAAGCUAAUCGAAUAGCUUUAAAAAUUGAAAAAGUCGAAUUCCGUUAGUUAGUAUUCGGUGAACAAGAUUACAUAACUGACUGAUUAUCUUUGACUCUCGAAAUUCCAAUACCUAUUUACGAUGGCUGUAUUGUUUUAUUCUUAGUUUAAAAUUGACAUUAUACCUUACGAUCUGUGCCUUUGUCGUCAAAUAAUUGUUGUAAACAAAGUGAUUUUCUGCCACAAUGUACUAGCACUUAUAUUUUCAAUAUAAUUAUUUUUAAAACA